AUGCGAUCCCUUACACCGACGGCGCACGUCGCCUCGCUUGCUUCUGCGCUCCUGCUGGCGUCGUCAGCCUUGGCCGACGUAAACCUCACUCCGGCUUCCAACGUCGCCAGCGCAGGCUCAACCGUCUCCAACACCAUCAACCCAUCCUAUGCCGGCUUUGGUAUCGAGCCCACAGAUCUCUUUGUCUUCACCGGCACAACCUCCCCCAAUCAGCUCACCUUUAACCUCCUCUCCAACCUCGCGAAUUACACCGGCGCACCCCCACACAUCCGCGUCGGUGGUAAUUCAGGAGACACCAUGCUGUACGAUUCCUCCGUCACCGGCUACACCAUUCAACAGAAUCCUUCUUCAUCAGGUCAGGGCAAUGCCAGGCCCUCCGAUUACUUCCUCUUCGGCAACAACUACUUCAAGGUCAUGGACUACUUUCCCAAGGGCACCCCCAUCACCUACGGUCUCAACCUCGCAUAUCAAGGCUCUGACGCACUCACGCGCAUCGUCGAGCAGGCCACUGCCGCCUUUGACAACAUCGGCACAGACGGCUCCGGUUCCGAUCUCUACAGUCUCGAAAUCGGUAACGAACCCGAUCUCUACAUCGACCUCGGCUACCGCAAUUCGAGCUGGACCCCCACCGACUUCGGCAACGAAUGGGCCUCUCGUGCCGAAGCCAUCUACAACCAGACCUUGAAGCAGAGAAACGUGCGUUCCGACUUCUUCGAGGUGGCUGCCACCGCCACUACCGCCUCCAAAAACGGUCAGCCCUUCCGCAUCGCCAACCUCGUUGGCAACUCCCAGGGUGUUGCUGCCGACAAUGGCAUCUACGUUGCCGGUUGGAACCAGCACGACUACUUUUACUACAUCAACGUCUCACCCUUCACCCUCACCCUUUCUUACCUCCUCGAUCUUUCCAACACCGUCAACCAAUUCACCGAAUGGGCCGGUCAAGUCGGUCAGUCCAUCGUCACCGGAAAGCCUUACUACCUCCGAGAGAUGGGCAGUGUCGGCCCCAACGGUCUUCCGGGCAUCAGCGAGACCUUUGGAAACGCGCUCUGGACCUUCAACUUUUUCUUCUACGCUGCCAGCAUCAAGGUUGACAGUGUCCAGAUGCACAUGACCCAGUACUCUCAGGCCGCGCCAUGGCAGACCAACUACAUGAACGGUAUGAGCCCUCACGUUCGUCCCACCUACUACGCCUGGGCUGCCUGGGCACAGAUCAUCGGUCCCACCUGCAAUUCGCAGAUCGCCCCCAUCUCCAUCAAUAACCAGCCGUCCAACUACAACAACCGUCUCGGUGCUUACGGCGUUUAUCGUGGCAGCACCUUGACUUCGGUCGUCAUGAUCAACACGCAGCUCUUCUACUCUGGCAGCGGCAGCCCGUCGUACCAAAACUUUGUGCUCAGCUUGCCUUCCCUAGCCGGUCAGACCGUCUAUCUUUCCACCCUUACCGCAGCUGGCGUCGACUCCACCAAUAAUGUCCAGUGGAAUGGUAUCAGCUACGAGCAGAGUGGCACCGGACAGCCUCGCACCGUCAACGCCACCCAGUGGACCAUGACUGUCGGUGCGGACGGAACCCUCAGCGUCCCCGUUCGCGACAGCCAAGUCGUCGUAGCCAGCACCGUCCAACUCGGUCACGAGGCAGUCAACACCCAGAACUGCCAGAACCUCGCCACCUCGAGUACCGGGUCCUCUAGCGGCGGAUCCGACUCCAGCGGCACGGGUGCCAAGGCCGCCCCCACCUUCAAGUCCACCACCGGCUUCAAGUCCAGCAUGCCACUCAGCAUGACUGCCAUCAUCGCCAUCGCUGCCGGCGGCGGUGCCUUCCUCCUCAUUGUGCUCGGUCUUUUGAUCUGGUGCUGCGUGCGCUCGUGCAAGAAGAGCAAUGCACGUAAGGCACGCAAUGCCGCCAUCCUCAAGGCACCUCCUCGUCACGACGAUCGUCCCUUGCUCGGGGGCAGGGACGCUGCCGACGAAAGUUUCACGUCCUACCCUGUCUAUCAGCACUCGCCAGCCAUGCGAGGCUGGGACAGCCCAAUGACAUCGAUCAGCCACGCCCAACAGGUGCAGCCCACCCCGUCCCAGCAGUAUUCCUCUGUUCAACCGGCGUUCGCAACCGAGUACGACUAUGCGCCAUCACGGAACCCGUACCGCAACUCACAACUGAAUCCCUCGACGCCCCCACAAAUGCAGCAGAGUUGGGGGCAGCAGCAUCCAGUGUACCUGCAAAGCCCAUAUCAAUCCUACCCAAAGGCGCAAAGUCAGUACGGGCAGAGCCAGACUGGGAGGAGCCAACAGGGACAUAGCCAGCAAAGUCACAGCCAUAACCACAGCCAGGGUCACGCGCUUUGA
Messenger RNA from Pseudozyma hubeiensis SY62, 2343 nucleotides. Its product is annotated as glycoside hydrolase. The transcript has a single exon. Bases 1 to 2343 code for a protein of 780 amino acids. Lineage: Eukaryota; Fungi; Basidiomycota; Ustilaginomycetes; Ustilaginales; Ustilaginaceae. The record is from RefSeq and is a predicted model, not a curated record.